Molecule: messenger RNA, 1962 nt
Organism: Thlaspi arvense
Lineage: Eukaryota; Viridiplantae; Streptophyta; Magnoliopsida; Brassicales; Brassicaceae
Source: the annotation of a GenBank genome assembly
AUGGCUUCGACGGUGGGAUUAGCACCGGGACUUUCUCGGAAGCUGAAGAAGGUAUUGGAAUGUCGUACGGAUAGUCCGGAUCUGGUGGCGUCGCUAAACGCUCUGUCCUCUUUCUAUGACGAGAACAGUGCUCACGCGCGGCGGAAUCUCAGAUCGACGAUCGAGAAGCGCGCGCUUCAGAUCAACAGCGAGUUCCUUAGCGCGGCUGAUUCGACUCAGAUCGCAUUGGAUCGCGUGGAGGAGGAAGUGAACGCCUUGGCUGAUUGUUGCGAUAAGAUUGCGGCGGCGCUAAGUAGCUCCGCUGCUACCACCAGCGAUAUCAUCAGUACCACUGAGAGGCUAAAGCAAGAGCUUGAUGUCACUACUCAGAGGCAAGAGAUCGUCAAUUGCUUUCUUCGUGAUUACCAGCUGUCCAACGAAGAGAUUAAAGCGCUUAGGGAAGAUGAAUUGAACGAGAACUUCUUCCAAGCGUUGUCUCACGUUCAGGAAAUUCAUUCCAACUGCAAAUUACUUCUCAGGACGCAUCAUCAGCGCGCAGGCUUGGAACUGAUGGAUAUGAUGGCUGUGUACCAAGAAGGAGCAUAUGAGCGACUUUGCAGAGCUCCUUACGAACUAUGUCAAAUCAUACAGGUAGGGAAUCUGAGGCAUAAUGCAUUAUUUAGAAGGUUCAUUAGCGCUCUUACACGUGGAGGACCCGGAGGAAUGCCUAGACCCAUUGAAGUGCAUGCCCAUGACCCUUUACGAUACGUGGGAGACAUGCUUGGGUGGCUACAUCAGGCUUUGGCAUCAGAAAGAGAAUUGGUUCAUGCUUUAUUUGAUGUAGACUCUGCUGACCAUAAAUCAACAGCGAAGAACACCGCUGAGAAUAAUUCCCUAAAGGCAGCAGAAUCUGAUUUUACAUUUGUUCUGGAUAGAAUUUUUGAAGGAGUUUGCCGGCCAUUUAAAGUGAGAGUCGAACAAGUUCUCCAGUCACAACCAAGUCUUAUAAAUUCAUAUAAACUCACCAACACCUUGGAGUUCUACAGCUACACCAUCUCAGAUUUACUUGGACGAGACACUGCUCUGUGUAAUACAAUUGCGAUGGUAAAGAACGCUGCACAGAAAACCUUCUUCGACAUUCUUAAAACCCGAGGGGAGAAACUCUUACGAUACCCUCCACCUGUAGCCAUUGAUCUCUCUCCGCCUCCAGCUGUUCGAGAAGGAAUUUCUCUAACUCUUGAGAUAAUAGAGAAUUACAACAGCAUGAUGGUCUCCGCUUCAGGAGAGAAACCGGCUUUUGAUCCCGUCCUCUCUGCACUGCUUGACCCAAUCAUCAAGAUGUGCGAGCAAGCAGCAGAGGCACAUAAAUCGUAUAAAUCGAAGAUGAGCGGCCAAUUAUCCAGAAGAAGCAGAUCAAGUACCGACUCAAACCAAUUAACUUCAGUCGAUGCUCUACUCUCUAGCAGCCCGUCCCCACCACAGAACAAUGAAACACCCUCGAAGAUAUUCCUCAUCAACUGUCUAUGCGCGAUCCAGCAACCGUUGCUUAGACACGACGUCGCGUCCCAGUACGUAACCAACAUCGGAUCAAUGAUCGAGAACCACAUAAACCUCCUCGUACAGAAAGAAGUCGACACACUCCUUCAAAGAUGCGGUCUUUCGGACAAAAUGCAAAUCUUCCGCACUUCCACUUCAACCGAACUUCCUUUGUCCGAACAGCAAGACACAUCGCCCGCGACGCUAUCUGAAUGCCUCAAAGCGUUCUUCGGCCUCGUUUUGGGAAGCGAAGGCUCUCUUCCCGAGUUCGAGCAGAUACAAGUCCCUAAACUAAGGUCUGAAGCUUGUGUCAGGGUAGCUAAAACUUUAGCUGAAGCAUACGAAGUUAUAUACAGAGCUGUAAUGGAUCAACAAAACGGGUAUUCGGAUCCGAAAUCCCUCGCCCGACAUCCUCCGGAUCAGAUCCGAACCAUUCUCGGUAUAUGA